Physcomitrium patens is the source of this 2877-nucleotide messenger RNA. The record is from RefSeq and is a predicted model, not a curated record. NCBI's taxonomy places the organism in Eukaryota, Viridiplantae, Streptophyta, Bryopsida, Funariales, Funariaceae.
AUAACAGUGGCAAUCGUCUAGUGUUGUUCCACAAAUGUAGGUUCAUAUCUUGGUGGGGGGUGUUUCUAUAGUGGGCAAGUGGACAAUAUCCAAUCACGUUACUUUUACACCUUCCUUGCGUGUAUGUAUUCCAAAACUUAAUACCAGACAUUGUAAGCUUGGAGGAAGACAUACAGCUGCAGAAAACUGAUAAGGCAGUGAUGGCGCCUAGAGGAAUGAAUGGCAGUGAGGAGGAUGUGGUGGGGAAAUCCGGUUGGAGCCGCAAUGCAAGUGCUAGAAAGUUCAGUAUCGAUGCAACCAAGCUCAUGGUAGCUCAAAUUCAAGGUUGGUCAUCUCGGUUCAGACUACGAUGAGUGGGUGCAUGAGCCUGUAAUGCGCAAGGAGAGUUCUAGGAUCUUCGAAAGCAGUGUGAUAGAGAUAAUAACCAGAUGCAAAUGGUGGAUGGUCCCUACGGUGUGGGGACCCGUGGUGGUGUGGUGCCAAGUGAAGGCAAUGGAACAGGGCUUGCCGACGAGUGCGUUGCCUGUGGCCCUUCUUGUGGGUUUCAUCUUUUGGACGUUUUUGGAGUAUGUCAUUCACCGAUUUUUGUUCAAUGCGAAAUCCUCCCCCGCCUGGAGAAACCAAUUGCACUAUGUCAUUCAUGGAUUUCACCUCAAGCACCCCAUGGACGCCGACCGGCUUGUGUUUCCGCCAGUGCACACUGCAGCUAUCGCCAUGAAGGAUCAUUUCAACCACCACUUCAAGAGUGGGAUGCACAGAUACGGCUUCGGCGUGACCACUUCCUUCUGGGAUGCUGUCUUCGGAACGCUUCCUCCAGCCAAGGACACUCAGCACAAAGGCUCAAUGAUUGCCGGCCAGGCUAUGGUGGAAUCCACCUCUCCAGCGUGGAACAACGGCAUCAACUGCGCACUCAACAACAAUAAUUCUCAGGAAUGAGGGCGACUGUGAUCCAAAGAGCCAAAAACACGCCACAAGUGAGCUGGUUUACGUCUGUUCCAUUCGCUCUGUCCGGGCACCUUUAGAAUGUUUUUGGAACUUGGCACCUCAUCUACCCUACCACCACCCAAAUGAUUAUAGUAAUGCAUUAGCUUUUCGCUGACCUUCCCUUGCACACAGACUGCUUACGGCGCCACCCGGGUUGAGAAUGGUUUACCAUAUAGCCGACGCUCGGUGAACAAAAUUCUGACCUGCCCUUGAUGCGGUGUUCUCAUUAGGCCUUCUUUACGAGGUUGAAACUUUCUGCGAGGAAAACGAUUUGAAAUUGAAUCCCCACCAUAGGACCGUUUACAUUGUAUAAGGUAGGAGGACCGAAUCUAGAUUUUCCGAUGCUCCGUCCGGCGUGAUGAUGGAAGAACCAUUCUUGUCGAACUCGACAAUUAUUUUGCAGGAAUCCUUUUGCUGAUUCCCGUAGCGUGCUUUCAAUGAGGAACUGACUUUGCUCAUCACAGCUUAUUGAAAAUCAGAGUAUCCGUUGCAUUGCAGUGGCCUCCAAACAAAAAAAAUAAAAAAAAAUAAAAAAUCGAACAAAAUAUUUUAGAAUAAAUGGACGAAGAAUUCCUUGAUCGAUCAUAGUUGCGUGUGCUAAAAUUAUAAAUAACGGAAAUGUCGAGAUUGAAAACUGGAAUCAGUGUCUGUGGAAUGAAUGAAAUCUUUCUGGCAAACUACCACUAGGUUCCUCGCAAUCAUUGAGGCUUCAGCUGACUCCCUAGGUCUUGUGGCCUACGGCAGCGCACCAAGUUUGCAAAACGGAAACGAAACAUGAAAAACGAUCUACCUAACAGGGGACAUCCAUCCACAACAGGUGUUGAGAAACGGCCAGGCUGAGGACAAACCGGCCGCGCUUCUCCAGGGCGACUGUCAAAUUAGAGCUGGAUUCAUGCACAACCCAGAGCCUUCCGUUUGGAGUGGGUCAAGUCAGGGGCUGUGCGGAACGUCAGCUCCAUGUCCACAAGUCACUCUGUUUCCACACUUUUCUAGGUUUCAGGGCAAACCCGCAAGGGUACUCGGAAAUAAUCGAGGGAACUCGCCUUUCUGCCCACGCUGACACUCUUCAAGUCGGCCACGCGCCAACGAUAAAGUGUGAACUGGGCGGACCCAGCAGGAUGAGGGCAAGUCUGCCACUCCUUUAUAUCAGAUUCGAGCCUCCGCUUCCCUCACAAUCACAGCAGCUCCGAGAGCCUCAUUCGGUCUUGCUCAUCUCGCGUACUUCUCCUGCGCUACACAUAAGCGACUACAUUUGUGAGGUUCUGCAAAAGACUCGAUAACGAGAAGACCCCCUCUGCCGAUUCGACCCUCAUCAGCAAUUAAAGCAAUGGCUUCCAGGACAUUCGUGAGCUCCGCGGUGACCAUCCUCGCAGUCAUGUCGAGUGUGGCAGCUGUUGCGAAUGCCCAGGCCGUUUCCCCGGCUCCUGCACCAGAUUCUGGUGCCUUUUCGUUGGUCCCUUCCAUUGUAGCCCCUGCCAUUGCAACGAUCGCCACCAUCUUCGCCACCCGUAUGUUCUGGUAAGCUUGCCGAGGGCAUGACAUUCCAAGGGUGAUGUCACACUCUGCUAUAGAGAAUAAUUUUUGUGUCCUAGGAGGCAGCGAAAGUGGGUACCAUUGAAAUUGUUUCGCACGGCAGAGACGCUACGAAGCCAUGUCAGACCAAUGAUUUUGUUUGUUGCACGAGGCAUGCUAUUUGUGCUCUAGGUGUGUGUAAGUUAUAGGCAUCGUGUACAGAUUUGAAGUGCAAUUGAGGCACAGCCAGCGGGUUUCUAGUUCCGAGUAGAAAAUACAGUGUACUGAUUUGUCGUUGAGCUUUCUUCCGAACUGCAAGGUCCCAGUGAAUGCAGAGGAAAGAAGGUUGAUCAUUAUCUAAUAAAGAGGAAAAGUUAAGCA